ACGCGGCCGGCGGGCCUCACCUGCGGGCGGCGCUGGGCAGCCACGCGGGGCCGCUGGCGGGGGCGCUGGGGCCCUCGCACCCCGCCCUGCUGGCUCAGCUGCGGGCGCCGGUGGUGGGGAGCGAGGAGCUGCUGCUGACCAUGCUGCAUGCCCUUACGGAGAAGGACCUGCCGCCGGGUCGCCUGGUGGACGCAUGCAAGGCCUGGUACGCAGCCAGCGGCGACCCACGGGUCAUGGUCCCCGUCGCCUUCACCCUCAGCCGCCGCGAGGUGAUCUCGCUGCUGCCGGUGAUGCUGCGCUCGCUGCAGCCGCCCGCGCUGAAGAAGCUCUACCGCUCGCUGGCCAGCAAGCAUGGAGAUGUGGAGCCGCUGUUCUCCGCCUCCGAGCUGCUGCUGGUGCUGCACCGGGACAUGGACCCCAGCAGGGACUGCGUGCCGCUCAAGUCCCUGAUGGCGGCGGUGGACCUGGCGCUGCACUCGCCCGACAUAUUCCCGCAACCGGUGAUGCUGUCCGCCAUUCGCGCCAUGGAGGGGCUGCUGCCGCUGCCCCGCAUGUUCAUGCGCACCGUCAUCCAGGCCCUCAAGGCCGCCCCCCGCCUGCGCUCCGACGUGGCCCAGCUGCUGGAGCGGCUGGUCGCCAAGCAGAUCUGGACGGACCGCGACCAGUGGCGCGGCUUCCUGCUGUGCGCGGACCACAUGCGCUCGGACGCGUACACACCCCUGCUGCAGCUGCCCGAGGCGGUGCUGGAGGUGACGCUGCUGGGUCCGGCGGCGGCGGAGGCGGCCCGGCAGCAGGCGGGGCGCAUGGGUCUGCCGCCCGGCUGCCAACUGCCGCUGCCCUCGGGAGCCCGGCUGGCGGCGUAUGUGCUGAGCCCGGCGCCGGGGCAGCCGCACCUUGCAAACGUGAUCAUCACGCAUCAGGUCCGCAACAUGCUGCAGCGGCUGCUGCAGCUCCAUAGGGCGCAAGAAGCCGCCGCCGCAGCAGCUGCAGCCAACCCCGCAGCCAAUCUAGUGAAGUCCGAGUCCCUGCCGCCACCGCCUCCACUGCCCUCAUCUACCCCUGCGGGAGCCCUCAAGCAGGAGCCCUCCCUAGGCGGUUCCACAGGCGUAGUGGCCGCAAGCGCUCCGCUGCCGGUUGCUGCGCCCCCUGCCGGUCCAGUCAAGACGGAGGAUGGAGGUCCUGCAGGAGCGGCCGCUGGACCCAUGGGUCACCUUGCAGGUCAGGGUCAAGGUUUGGGUCUGCAGCAGCAGACGAGUGAAGAGGGGCCCGGGACGUCGGGACGGGCGUCCACAGGAGCGGGGUCAGGGCCGGGGGCGGCUUUGACGGUACGCGCUGGUCGUGAGGCGAGUGCGGCUGCUGCUGCUGCCGAGCAGCGGGCGGCGGCGGCGUCAGGGGCGCGGAAGCAGGAGGGAACGGGGCCGCAGGCAGG
This is a messenger RNA of Astrephomene gubernaculifera, 1429 nucleotides long. The record is from the annotation of a GenBank genome assembly. NCBI's taxonomy places the organism in Eukaryota, Viridiplantae, Chlorophyta, Chlorophyceae, Chlamydomonadales, Astrephomenaceae.